CUCCAAAAAGAACCGCACCCCAAGAGCUGAUUCUCUAAAGGCCCUUGUCUUUGGGGUUUCAUGAUGCAUGUUGCAUGGAAAUGUGGCUUGCUGUGGCACUGAGGACGUUCGUUCUGCUUGCAGACUGUGUCAAGGUUGAGCCGCUGAACUACUGGCAGCUAGCGCGAGCCACCGCCUUCCCGCUGCACGUGGUGCAGCUCUGUGUGCAAGAGACCAUCCUCUUGUACUGCCUCUUCCUGAAGGACAAGGUGCACGUCUCGUUCGCCUUCAAGGACUUGGGCGUUCUGACGUGCGAAGAUGACUUCCUCUGCAUGACGUUCUACUACAACUGCACUGCUAUGCCGGAAAGCAAUGCAAGACCGAUUGCAGCGCUCCACAGCUGCUUGCCCCCACGGCUUUCUCCACUGGCCAACGAGAUUUCCUGGAUCCCUGCUCCUGCAGAAAGCCUGGCACUGUUCUUGCACGGCCUCGCUAUUUUGACAAGAUCAGCAGAGGUGAGGGAACAGGACCCUGCUGUGCGGAGGUGGGCCCUGUCCCGUGCCGGGUGACCAGAUCCAGGUUCGCAUGCCGUGCCUGUGGGGCUGCUCUGAAGAGCUUCUUCCUUCCCUAGUUCCAGGGGCCCUGCCAUCAGGCUGCUGCAGAGGCAGAAGACGCUUCCCCUCUCCGUGCUGCUGAGCUGCGAGCCAGGCAGGAGGCAGCAGGAUGCGUCCAAGAAGCCUUCUGCCAGGUGAGAGCCUUGGGCAAAAUGAGGAAGGAGAUGCGUGAGCUCAUGUCGGAGUCACCUCCCCUUUGGACCUGCCAGCUGUCGGGACUCAGAAAGCCUCCUGACACACAUGCGUCCCAGUGGGGGCCGUUCUCUCAAGGGAUGGCAAGCGCACAGCAUGAUUGCCCAAGGCAGACACGCCAGCUUCAUUUUCCACCCCGGUCCCCCAUCUCUUGGGGUGCUGAAUCCCGAUCCCUAUGGGUCACAGAAGCUCUUCUCCCUUCAGGGGUCUCUCCACAUUGCAACGGAGCCCAUCUUUAUGGUUGUGGGAGCACGAGGGGAGACCAAGGUGCCCCAUGCUCCUGCACACUCCUCUUGGUGUCUGUUUGCAGCGUGCUCCCACCGGGUGCAGGCAGACCCCCCGGGACAAAGAUAGUGGGACAAAAGGAACCAGCUCCUCCAGCCCAGCCCAGCCCAGCGCAGCACUCCCUGCGACGGAAGACUCUAAGAGAGCGCUGCAGGUGCCGGCUCUGCCUUGCUGCAGGGACUGUGCUGCUUGAGAUGGCACAAAUCAUAGAACCAUCGAAUGAUAGAAAGCUUUGGCUUGGAAGGGACCAUUCAGAUCAUCUAGUUCCAAGCCCGCUGCUCUGGGCAGGGACACCUCUCUCUAGACCAGGUUGCUCCAAGCCCAAUCCAGCCUGGUCUUGCGUGCUUCCAUAGGGAGGGGAGCAAAAGCCUCUGAGUGUGCAGCCAUCUGGAGCAGAGCCCUUGGGGUGCCAUCGUUCCACAUCUCUGUCCGCUCCUUCAGCUCCUCUGCAGGAGAUGGAGGGUGCUGCACACCUUCCCUGUCUCUUCUCGCCUCCCGGCCUGCCACCUGGCACAGCACACUGAUUUUGACCAGGGGCUGUGAGAGAGGAACACGGCCAUUCUGCAUCCCUGACAGCAGAGGCCUUGGGUCUCCACAGGUCUCCAGGCUGUUUUUGCCACAAGUUCGGGGCCGCUGGACCUUCAGGGCCAAAGCAGUGCCGGCAGGCCGGCAGAGGCGAGGGGCAGGAGCGCG
Molecule: messenger RNA, 1763 nt
Organism: Numida meleagris (helmeted guineafowl)
Lineage: Eukaryota; Metazoa; Chordata; Aves; Galliformes; Numididae
Product: coiled-coil domain-containing protein 81-like
Exons: 2
Coding region: 75-548 (157 amino acids)
Source: RefSeq, a predicted model, not a curated record